UGAGGAAACCGCGGCGGCUUCCGGCCCGUGAGAAAGGGAAGCCCGGCUCGUGGGCUGCUCUGACACUCCCUGGGUUUGCUCGCGUGAACAGAGGACCCUCAGCUGCCGAUGGACACCCUGCCUCACCGCCUGCUCCUCCUGACCCUUGUGUCUGCCUGUGCAGGGCAAGAAGACCCGUUGGGCACAGAACUCGCCGUUACGCCUGAGAUUAACUUUCUGCCGUCGGAUAAAAUUGUGGAGGGGGACAGCCUGGAGGUCCGCUGCAGGGUCCGCCAGCCCCAACCACCUCGCCUCAAAGUCUUCGUGAUGAAGGGUUCCACUGUCCUGAAAAGCAGAUCAAAAAAAGCUUUCUGGAACACAAGCCUGGCACAAGCAGCAGAUGGCGGAAAUUAUACGUGCAAAGCAGAGGCUAAUGGCAGACAGAAGAGCGUCAAACGAGCCGUGCAUGUGGCAGAGUUGUUCUCGACGCCAGUGUUGACCGUGCAACCGAUAGAUGUCUUUGAAGGAGAGAUGCUGACAUUUUCCUGCAAGUCUGCCCACAUGGACUCACAAAGAAUCAAUGCCACUGAUGUGAAAUAUCACCUCUAUAAGGAAAACAUCAAAGUGGUAGAUCUUCCAUCUGGAGAGUACAGAAUGACUGCAGACGUGCAACACGAUGGGAAUUACUCCUGUCAGGCCGAGGCCAAAUCCAUCCAAAAACAGAGCUUAGUGAUUGUCCUGAAAACAAAAGAGUUGUUCUCGACGCCAGUGUUGACCGUGCAACCAAAAGAUGUCUUUGAAGAAGAGUUGCUGACAUUUUCCUGCAAAUCUGCCCACAUGGAUUCACAAAGAAUCAAUGCCACUGAUGUGAAAUAUCACCUCUACAAGGAUAACGUCAAAGUUGUACAUCUUCCAUCUGGAGAGUACAGAAUGUAUGCAGACUUGCGUUUCAAUGGGAAUUACUCCUGCCAGGCCAAGGCUAAAUCCAUCCAAAAACGGAGCUUAGUGUUUGUCCUGAAAAUUAAAGUCUUCACCAUAAACAAAGUGACGUUGAUGAUUUUACCAGCCACUGAGGUACAGAGAGACACUGACGUCGAGCUCAAAUGCGACUGCGAUGCCAACGCAUCAGAGACGGCCACCCUAACCUACCAGUAUAGCUUCUAUAAAUACCAGCAGCUGAUACACACAGAAAACCACAGCUUCAGCCACCUGAGCCACCACCUGCACGCGGUCAGGGUCCCCACCUCUGGAUUGUACUCCUGUGAGGUCAAAAUCCUGAACGCAACCGUGAGGAGCGAGGCAGAGUUUCUCAGAGUCACAGGUGUGGAGACUCCCUCUCUGAAAGUGUCCAGGGGUGAAAUCUCUGAGGGGGAGGAACUAAGCGUCGAGUGCACGGCCCCCAAGGAGGAGGGUCCCUUCACCUUCAAUUUGUACCACAACUCGACCCUCUUCAACACGAACUCCAGCAAGGAAAACUCGCUGUCGACCAAGCUGAAGUUUGAGCAGUCGGGAGUGUAUGAAGUGCACUGUAGCUACGAACUACUGCUAUUCCAGGCAACAUCGGAGAAGAGCAACAGGGAGGUGGUGGCUGUGCGAGAGUUGUUCUCGAAGCCAGUGUUGACCGUGCAACCAAGAAAUGUCUUUGAAGGAGAGAUGCUGACAUUUUCCUGCAAGUCUGCCCACAUUGACUACCAAAGAAUCAAUGCCACUGAUGUGAAAUAUCACCUGUAUAAGGAAAACAUCAAAGUGGUAGAUCUUCCGUCUGGAGAGUACAGAAUGACUGCAGACGUGCAACACGAUGGGAAUUACUCCUGUCAGGUUGAGGCUAAAUCCAUCCAGAAACGGAGUUUAGCAUUUGCUCUGAAAACAAAAGUCCUGGUGUCCAAGCCGCUGAUCGAGGCCUGGGGGAAUGUGGUCCUAGGGAGGCCCUUUUCUAUUGUAUGUCGGAGUGUCAGAGGCAGCCUGCCCAUCACCUACACUUUGCUGUUUAAGGGGGAAACGGUCAGUAGCUUCAUUGUGCACUCGCCUCAGGACCGAGCCGUCUUCAACGUUACCAGCAUUACCGUCAAUUCAAGAGAAGAGAUCCGCGAUUUCAAAUGCCUCGCCCAGAACCUCGGGGACAAGUCAAAGAGGCCCAGCCUUGCACUCAACACCACAGUCAUAGAGCCAGUGUCGGAUCCACAGCUUACGGCCUUACCCAGCACCGGAAACGUGGUUGAAGGAAAAGAGCUAAUCCUCUUCUGCCCUGUCAAAGACGGCUCCCCUCCCAUCACCUUUAAAUGGUACCAUAACGGGAAGAUCAUCAAUAGCAGCACCACGGAAGAGAGGAAGCACAGCUACACUUUGAGCAAAAUAGAGCACAAGCAGGGGGGGAGGUAUUACUGCCAGGUUCAGAAUACUGACAUGGAGAGCCGGCGGAGCGGGGAAAUCACAGUAACAGUGAAAGAUGCCCCGUGGAAGAUUGCCAUGAUUGCCUUCAUCAUAGUUCUACUGCUCAGCAUCGUCACGGUUUCCUUGAUCCACUACAUACAUAAAAAAGGCAAGAGAAAGGAGAAAGAAACCGAGCUCUAUCUCAAGGCAACAAAGUUCAAAUCAGACGCCUCUGUAGCUGUAACUCCUGCCUGCACAGGAUAUAUCAAAGCGUCCCAUACAGUCCUGAGUGACCAUGUGGAACCACCCGCCUGCCAGUCGUCCAGCUCCACUGUCUUUUACGCUCCUCGGGGAACAGAGAGCUCAGACGACGUCUUGCUUAAGGACCAGAAAUCACCACGAGAAGGUGCUGUUGACACUGGCUCUGUUCUGUAUGCCCAGCUAAACCAUGACAGAGGGAACCCAAAGCAGAUACCUUCUCCACCAUAAGAGUCAGGAAGCUGUUUGCUAUCUGCUCAUCUGUGAUGUCUUGGCACGUGUGAGAAAUGUGUCAGUAUCUCUCCAGACAACUUCUGUUUAUUUCUGCAAUAGGCUGGAACCUCAGCUCUUCUCAGAUGCUUUGGCGCAUCCUCAACAUUCACAAAGCAGUAUCUGCAUUUCUUCAAGUACUGCAUACAAACAUCACCACACAAUGGAUGAAAAGCCAUGCAAAAACCAGGGACCGGUUGCGCAAAACACCUCGACUUAAGAUUUCCCUUAAAGUCCAAAAUAAUAUUUUGCACAGAACACCCUUAAGUCUUUAUGGUUUCCUUAAAAUGUUCACUUACAUAUUUAAGCUUUUGUCCAUUUCUUGGUCUUAUACUUCCCUUAACGUUGCACAAAAGACCUUAACAACUAAAGUAAGGAAAAUAACUUUAGGUACCCCUGACUGUGUCUUAACCUCAACAUGGCUGAGUUUAUGGCGAUAAAUGAAGAAAAUGAAGACAUCCAGAGAAGAGUGUCCCGUGACUGGAAGUGUCCCAUGAAUACGAUUAAUGGUGAUCAAUUGAUUUUACCUGACCGACAGUCAGUUUAUGAUUUUCAUGAAUAUUUUAUUUACAUGUUUAAAAGUCAUUUUUAAAUCUGGCUAGCACAUCGAUCUUUCGAUUGCACAGAAUAAAUAACAAUGUAACAUUAUCUCACUGAUAAGUUCUGUCAAGUUUCACCCUGGGCACCGGCAAUAUUAGACAGAAGUACAUUGGUUAUGCAACAAGUUUUCUGAUUCAGAAACAUGCAAAAAUGCAUUUUAUGUAACAGAGAUACAACAAUAAUUCUAUCUGCUCCACUACUUCCCUUUUCCCAAUACCUCCACGGAUCUCCCAAGUUAGCGUUGGUGUUUGUCGUUAGCCAUUCAGCAAAGUUUACCGCUAUAUGCUCCCCUGAGCGAAAAAGUACCUACUGUACUCACAGUGAACACAAUACAGUAAGGAGCACAGUGGAUGUGGAAACGCCAGUAACUGUUAGUUCCGCUUUGCGCUUUACGCUUUGCAUUAGAUCAUCAAAUAGAGCCGAUUGUCUAUAGAUGAUUACGUCACAUGAAUGUAGAGUGCUGACUUUUCAUUGGUUUGUAAAAGGCAAAUAAACAUAAUUUAUGCAUUUCA
Molecule: messenger RNA, 3989 nt
Organism: Paramormyrops kingsleyae
Lineage: Eukaryota; Metazoa; Chordata; Actinopteri; Osteoglossiformes; Mormyridae
Product: platelet endothelial cell adhesion molecule-like
Biological process (GO): cell surface receptor signaling pathway; immune response
Cellular component (GO): external side of plasma membrane
Molecular function (GO): transmembrane signaling receptor activity
Source: RefSeq, a predicted model, not a curated record